CAGCCCCGCGGCGGCCCCCCCGCACACGCCCAGCCGCGGGGCCGCCUCCCGGCAUGAGGAGCUGCAAGAUGGUGCGGGUGGCCAGCGUGCUGGGGCUGGUGAUGCUGAGCAUCGCGCUGCUCAUCCUCUCCCUCAUCAGCUACGUCUCGCUCAAGAAGGACAACAUCUUCGGCGCGCCCCGCGCCGCCGGCGCGGGGGGGCCCCGCAUGUACAUGUUCCACGCGGGAUUCAGGUCGCAGUUCGCGCUGAAGUUCCUGGACCCCUCGUUCGUGCCCAUCACGAACUCCCUGACCCACGAGCUGCAGGAGAAGCCCUCCAAGUGGGUGUUCAACCGGACCGCGUUCGCGCACCAGAGGCAAGAAAUCCUUCAGCAUGUCGAUGUAAUAAAAAAUUUUUCUUUGACCAAGAAUAGUGUUCGGAUUGGACAGCUGAUGCAUUAUGAUUAUUCCAGCCAUAAGUACGUUUUUUCUAUUAGUAAUAACUUCAGAUCACUACUUCCAGACGUGUCACCGAUCCUGAAUAAGCAUUACAACAUUUGUGCCGUGGUUGGAAAUAGCGGAAUCCUGACUGGGAGUCAGUGCGGACAAGAAAUAGAUAAAUCUGAUUUUGUUUUUCGUUGCAAUUUUGCUCCAACUGAGGCAUUCCAAAAAGAUGUUGGAAGGAAAACCAAUCUCACAACCUUCAACCCCAGCAUCCUGGAGAAGUAUUACAACAACCUUUUGACCAUUCAGGAUCGCAACAACUUCUUUUUAAGUCUAAAAAAGCUUGAUGGAGCCAUUCUUUGGAUCCCAGCUUUUUUCUUCCACACAUCAGCAACAGUCACAAGAACACUGGUUGACUUCUUUGUUGAGCAUAGAGGGCAACUAAAGGUCCAGUUGGCUUGGCCAGGAAAUAUAAUGCAACACGUUAACAGAUACUGGAAAAACAAACACCUGUCACCCAAGCGGCUGAGCACAGGUAUUCUCAUGUAUACACUUGCUUCUGCCAUAUGCGAAGAGAUUCACUUGUACGGAUUCUGGCCGUUCGGGUUCGACCCCAACACAAGGGAAGACCUCCCAUACCACUACUAUGAUAAGAAAGGAACAAAGUUCACAACCAAGUGGCAGGAGUCCCACCAGCUGCCUGCAGAGUUCCAGCUGCUCUACAGGAUGCACGGUGAAGGACUGGCCAAACUGACCUUGUCGCAUUGUGCCUAAGAACCUAAUCUUGAAGUGCCAAAUGAUUGUCUAAAAAGUGCCCAAAUCUGAGUAAACAUUCUUCAGAUACAAUUCUAAAAAAAAAAAUAAUAAUACCCACCCUAAAAUAUUUUCCAUAAUAUAAAGAUGCUUUUUAAUCACCCUUGUCACUGUUCAUCAAAGGGUUUAAGCAUAUUUAGCAGUGCAGAAGCAUUUAUCAGAUUCUGUGGAUGCUAUUCAUGCAGCAUAACAGCAAAGUUGAAAUAUUUUGCAUUUAUAUAUAUGCUAUGAAGUAUCUUUUAAAAUCUUUUCCUAUUUCAGCAUUCCACUAAAUGCCUCUAAACAUCUUAAGUCAAUUGUUCCUUUCAGAUUAGAAUUAGGAGUGCUAAUUUUAAAAGGUAUCGCUUCUCUUGUAUACAUUGCUAUUAGUAGCUCAGCAUCCAUCUAGUUGGCGUGGCUGACUGAAAAAGCCACCCAGAAUCCCAGUUUUAUUAUCACUUACAAGUUCUUCAGCAAGGAUCCCAAAUUUCCACAGCUUGCAUAUUUUCGUAUUUACUGAAUUUUACAUUUUUUUAAGACCUCAUGGAAAAGGUGAAAAUACAGCUUGUACUUUAGCUAGGCAUUUGUAUUACUCUUAGAAUACUCCAGUGUUUUAAGUCAGUUGGGGCCACACCCUAGUCCAAAUUAGACCGACUGAAACAUUUUCAUUCACAUCUGUGUGACACUAUUUGGUCUUUUAAUUUUGAAGUUGAAAUACCAAACGGGCGGCCGUAGGUCUCUGUGGAGUGUCUACCCCGUGGCGAGGCGAGCCCCAGCGCGGCGCCAGGCCGUGCGUCCCUCUCGAGGCCGUGUCCUCGGUGGGAAGCACCUUUUGGGAGACAACGUCUCCUCGGCUGUGAGCGCACGGAGCCCGUGCCCAUACUGCGGCACAGGGAGCCGCCAGGAGCACCCAUUUACCCCUGCGUGCAGCCAGGCUCCCACACCGCUCACUGCGGCGCAUGACAGCGGUGCGGAAGAGGCCCCACGUAGCACCCGGCCCCUCGCGGCGAGGUGUGCGCCUGGAGGAGCGGGCUGUGCAGGGAGGGCUGGCAGGCCCCCUCAGCCUGGAUAACGGGAUGGGCCAACCCGCACCAGAAGCCCCGUCUGCCCCAGCUCACGCCUUGCAGUGCUCCACACCGCUCGGCAGAGGUGCGCCCAGCCGUCCCUCCGGCCCGGCCACACCAAGCACCCACAAGGGUGAGCGGGUCGGGGGGAGCCAGGCAGGCAGACAACGGAAUGAAAUCAGGACUUCCAAGUUCCUAAAAAAUGGCUUUUAAAGGGAAGCGAGUGUAGCAGGAGCACAGGGAACAGGAAAUACAAUUACUGGAUUUCCCCAUUUACAUCCCUAAGUCCACGGUCAGACAACUGAAUUAGUGGCCUCAUUUUCCGGUCACAAACAGUCAGUGCAGUCAAAGGGAGACACAGCUUUCUAAGUUCCUUUGAAAAUCAGACUGUUUGCAAAAAGGACAAAUCUUAGGGUCACAUAUUUGAAAAUCUUGGCCAUGAUGUCUCAGGAUAAAGGAGUCUGUAAAGUAACUGUUUUUCUAAUUAAAGCAAGUAUGCUUAAAAGUAUUUUAACAUUUUUAUAUUAUUCUGUAUGACGCUGAGAACUGACUAUACACUGAAAGAAGAUGCAAAAGACAAUUUAAAAUCAUACCUUAAAAUUGCACCUUUUAGUUUUUCAGUGACUCCGUACCCACACGCAGACAUAGGAAGAGGGCAGGGGGCUCCGGUACCACACAAACUCGGAGCGACCGGGAGCAUCGCCCGGUGCCCACAGCCAGCCCCACGCCCCCAAACCAGCCCCUGGGCCACCCGGCUCCCUCCCGGCCCGGUCUCAUCCCCGGCCCCUCAAAGCACCCCCAGCCACAACAGGCACCUCCUGCGCUUUGAGGGGAAAGCCACCGCAUCCGCCACACGACCAAAUUCAGCCUAUUCCGGCAGGGAGGUACGUCAUCCCUCUGCACUGUCUGCAAAUACCGAGAGUUAUAAAGCCCUUUUGAAAAUCCCCCCUUCUUCCCUAUUUAGUUAUCCAGCAUUUUCCGGCUUUUACUUUCGCAAUGGGCAUUUAGAGCUGUGGAAGGGGCUUGGAUGCUCUCUGGCAUGGCAUGCCGGCCUGCUGUCCACAAGUGACUUCAGACACACUUGUGUAGAAACCUCCUGACUGCGAAGUUCUCUUUCCCAGGGUGUAAUUCUGCAUCAGCUCUGCUGGCAUCUCCGGCUUUCCUUGCUGUCGCAAUCGUCCUGCGCUCACCACUGUUCGUACAGCAGAGUAUGACUUCUAGCAAAUGUGAUUAUGAAGACAUAGCCGUGUAGUAACGCUAGCGUGUUAUGCCAUGUGGUGCUUUUAUUAUUAAUAUUGCCAUUUAUUAUUUGUGUUGUAGUAGCAGGUGAGGGCCGCAGUCAGGGAUCAGAGCGCGGCCGCGCAGGGUGAUGCAGAGCAGGACAGCCAGCCCACUAUUCCCAGGUGACAGACCCAGAGCACAGGGUCCCCCGGUGCUGAGGUUGGCAGGAUGGCACCCGCGGGCGGUCAGCCCUGCCCUGCUCAGCAUGGUGCCCAGGGGAAUGCGGUGGCAGCCAGGCUGAGCACGGGGCUGGGCUCAGCCACCCUCCAGCCACGGCGCCAGGCUGCCCCGGCCCGAAACGCUGCUGGCAGUGAGCAGGAGCAGGGAGUACCCGGCCUAGCUGAGCCUGGCCACAAAGCCUUCUCCAGGUGCCAGAGCACACCCUAAAACAGCAAAAGACAAAUGACACAGGGAAGGAAGGAUUCUGCGCUAAUUGCUCAUGACAUACAGUAACUAAUCAUCUCUGAUAUAAUUUGCUGUGGAGCUGUACAGUAGACGCAUGUUUGCUAGGGCAGGCGAAUCGCUUUGCGGUUGGUGCACAGCUGAGUGUGCGGCUCGGCCGGGAGCCCUGGGGAGCAAAGGGCCCCCCCACGCCCUGCGGCCCGGCCUGUGACGCCUGCUGGCCCCUGCUUAGCGGCAGCUAUUUUGAUUAAGGGGCAGGCUAUCAGCUUCGUGUCAGGAGAGGUCAUUUUUAAUCAGCAAAUUAAAGAAAUAUGAACAAUUAUCAUUAUAUUUGCUUGAAUGUGGAGGCCAGUGCACUCUAUACAGUUUUCAACUGCUGGCUCUCAAUGGCAAAAUUGCACUGGCAGGUCUUGCUUGGCUGCUGCGUAGUGUUUACUUGACAUAACUACUUUAAAUUAGACGUACUCGCAAGUAAAUAUCCAUAGCCUAAACACACGUAUUUCCAUCUGUGUACCUCGUGUGCCUCCGGGGCUGUUUUUGCUGCAGGGAGCACAGCCCGGCCGAGCCCUUGCUCUGGGGGCACCACAACGGCCCUGCGGGGAGGCUGUGGCUGCUGGGCAGGCGCACGGGACCCCCGGGUGUCCCCGGAAGGGCUGGUGGCACAAGUGUUUCCCCUGGCUGAGCCGAGGGGAGCGGCCGGGGGCAGCUCCUGCCCUGGCAUUGCUGUGAGAGGAGCAGGGAAGGGAGCAGCGGCACUGCCAGGGCCUCCGUCCGUCUGUCCUGACAGUGCGUGUCUUCUGUCUGUUCAGAACGACUGCUCUAGAGCACCCGUGUUAGAAGAUAAUCAGUAAACUUAGAAGCUGAAACCAAAAACCUAAAUUGCCCCAAGGCAGUUCUUUAAAUUGUCAUAGUUUAUUUUUUAAAAUGUAAACGACUUCCGUAACUGCAGUAAAGCCAGGAAGAUGCCCGCGUGUGGAAUGCCUGUUCUCCCGACGGCUGCCGUCGUUUCUGUGGUGGACUGUGGUGGAAAGCUGUCUGACACAGCACGGGCUUCGUUUGGCCUCCCUAACUUAGGCGCCUCUUAGGUUCCUCCUGCUCGCAGUGAGGCCUGACCCGAGGCAGAGGGGGGCCAGGGCACGGUGCCGGUCCCAGGGGACAGCGGUCACCGCCGAGCUGCUGCUGCGCGGGGGCACAAAGAGGCACCGAGUGCAGAGAAGGCAGCGUGGAAACGACUGCAAAUAUUCGGAAAUGGGAGCACAGAAAAAUUAUUGACAAAGGGCCAUAUUAUAUCAUUGAUUUUUAAGCAAAACUCCCCAUUGAUUUUUCAGAACCACAUUGAACAUUUCAGAAUCAUUGAUUUUAAUGGGGAGUUCUGCCCCAAAAUCAAUGGCGCGAUACAGCCCAAAGUAAAUUGCUUCUUAGUAUCAAUAUUUUUUGUCCGAGCUGUUGCAAUGUGGAAAACCAUCUUUAAAAUGUGCAUCUUUUGUUUCUGCCUCUUUCCUUAGAUCUCUUUGAAUUCUGUUCUUCGUAGAGACCAAAGGGGAAGGGCAGGCUGUGCUGGCUGCACGGGCAGCUCUGCUUGCCAGGCAGGUAUAGACCCUCCUGGUUGCUCAGGGCCAGGGCUGGGCUUCUUUCUCAAGCCCCGCUUUCAGGCUGGUUUUCCUGUAGAACCCCGUGUUAGGGGCUUGCUCCUUAACCAGGGCAGAAAACGUCAUUUUUGUUAAAAAAAGCGAGCGUGCUCCUGCCUGGCUCCCAGCUGCAGGAAGAUGCCAGCUGCAGCCCUGCGUCCUCAGGACAGCAAAUCCCAGCUGCAUUCGUUAUCGUGCUGGCUAGACUCUUCCUUCGCUUUUGUUUGGCCCAAAAUCUUCCUGUUGCUCUUUAUCUAAAUGAAUUCAUGACGGUUCAGGGAAAAUAUACACUAUCACUGAAUGUCUAGACAAACAAAUAUAGCUAAAUGAAAGUAUGUGUAAUGCAGUGUGAUCAAUACUCGUAAGUACAAAACAUUUCAGUUUACAAAGUCGAGAGAAGGUCUCCGACUAGCUCCGGGGACAGCCGAGGACGUGCCCCGCGCUGGGACGGGGCCGUCGACCGGGAACGGGAAGGAGCAGGUGUACAUAAGAAUGGAAACACGCGUGUUACCUUUCCUCCUUUUAUGCAUCUUCGUUUUGUGUUUUAGUUGCUUGCAUCUUUUCAGUGAAUGGUAGCAGGAUACAUUUAAAAAAGGCGUUUUGGCUACCAGUUUUAGUUGUGGAGUAUACCAAAAAGCAAGUAGUUGUGAAAUAUAACUAACUGUGAAUGAAGGUUGCAAAAACAAAUCGUUUAGGAAGCAGGUUUUCUGUAAAUGAAUGUGUCUUUAUUCAAACGGCUAUACAGUUCAAUGCCUGAUGGAGUUGUUUUCGAUAAAAAGAUAAAUAUUAAAAAAAAAGAAAAAAAUGCCAUAAUUGUAAUAAAGGAUUCAUUAUUUAAUGGCCAUACUAAAAGUAUUAUUUAUUUUUAAAUGGCUAAUGUUCACAAAGGGCCAGAGUACACUCUCAGGUGAAUGGCAUGCGAAGCUGCACAUGUUGUGAGAUAUGUUGCAAGCAGAACUGGCAUUGAGUCUUGCUCCCCCUGAAGAGUCUCUGUUGGCUUCAGAGCGAUCAGGAUCGGGCCCGCAGACUGACAUGUUUUGUACCAGAUGUGGCCGCACAUCUGAGGUUUGGAUGUGGCCUGCACAGUGCAUUGUGCAUGUAAAUACGUCGUCACAUUUGUGAGCAAGGAGCCUGGUUCUUUCUGUAAAGGAGUACUGCAUACUUGUCGUGACCAUAGUUUGUGGAGAAAAACGCGAUGAUUCAUUUUGAAUCUUCCAGCAAUGUUAUUGUUUGGUGUGAAUGUGCCUGCAACAUUGACUCAUGUGCCAAAACACAAUAUUGAAUGCAUUGUUUUUAAAUAAAAUGUUUUAUUGUGCAUUGGAAGUCUGUAAAACU
Cygnus olor (mute swan) is the source of this 6924-nucleotide messenger RNA. RefSeq names its product ST8 alpha-N-acetyl-neuraminide alpha-2,8-sialyltransferase 3 (gene ST8SIA3). Gene Ontology annotation, biological process: oligosaccharide metabolic process; N-glycan processing. The record is from RefSeq and is a predicted model, not a curated record. Lineage: Eukaryota; Metazoa; Chordata; Aves; Anseriformes; Anatidae. Bases 54 to 1196 code for a protein of 380 amino acids. The transcript is spliced from 4 exons. Gene Ontology annotation, molecular function: alpha-N-acetylneuraminate alpha-2,8-sialyltransferase activity.